Molecule: messenger RNA, 4448 nt
Organism: Vespa mandarinia (Asian giant hornet)
Lineage: Eukaryota; Metazoa; Arthropoda; Insecta; Hymenoptera; Vespidae
Gene: ry
Product: xanthine dehydrogenase rosy
Molecular function (GO): FAD binding; molybdopterin cofactor binding; xanthine dehydrogenase activity
Source: RefSeq, a predicted model, not a curated record
UAUUUUAUCGUAUCGUAUUAAUAAUUAUAAGAUAUUUCUGAGUCAAGCCCAUCGAUGUUAAUCAAUUAAGUUAAAGUGAGGAGUAUAUUACAAUUACAGUCUCUAGCAUAACUCACAGUCUCUCACUGAACUUAAUACAUUGCGCCCACGUCGUUUAUGAAUUUAUACAGAAGAAGCCAUUAUAGUAUUUUUAUCAUUUAUAAUCAUUAUAAUUAUCGUGAAUUAUUUUGUACAUAAGUACGUCGGAAAGUAUUAAUUUAAUUAUCAAAGGAAAGAAAUAUUAAUAUUGACAUAACUUUGUCUAUAAAAAGAAUAAUUUUUAUAGAAUAAUGAAGCGUUCUAUAAAUGGGACAGUAAAUACCAUACAUGAUACGAAUUACAAAUUGAAGAUACGCAAUGGGGGAAUUUCAAAUGAUGAAUAUAAGCAGCUUACAGCGAAUACUCUUGUUUUUUAUGUAAAUGGAAAAGAGGUAUUAGAUGAUAAGAUAGAUCCUGAAUGGACUUUACUGUGGUAUCUUCGCAAUAAAUUACACUUAACUGGAACCAAGUUAGGAUGUGCCGAAGGUGGAUGUGGAGUAUGCACGGUUAUGAUUUCAAAAUACAAUCAUAGAACCAAAUCUAUUGUUCAUUUGGCAGUAAAUGCAUGUUUAUUUCCAAUAUGUGCUAUACAUGGUUUGGCAGUAACCACAGUGGAAGGAAUUGGUAGCAUCAAAACAAAAUUACAUCCUGUUCAAGAACGAAUAGCUAAAGCACAUGGCUCUCAAUGUGGUUUUUGUACACCUGGUAUCGUUAUGUCUAUGUAUACUCUUUUGAGAAACACACCAAAACCUACAAUGAAUGACUUAGAAAUUGCAUUUCAAGGUAAUCUAUGUAGAUGUACAGGAUAUCGACCAAUUAUAGAAGGAUUUAGAACUUUCACUGAAGAAUGGGAACAAGCACAGUUGGCAAAUCAAAUACCUAAAAACAAUGGAUGUGAAAGUGUUUGUUCCAUGGGAGAUGCUUGUUGCAAGAAAGCAUUUUCAUCUGAACCUACAGAGAUUUUUAAUUCUGAAGAUUUCUGCCCAUAUGAUCCUUCUCAGGAAAUAAUAUUUCCACCAAAAUUACAAAUCUCUUCUUAUCUUAAUGAGCAAUACUUAGUAUUAAAAGGUAAAAAUGUAACUUGGUUUAGACCUAUAAAUUUAACACAACUACUUACUCUCAAACAUGAGUAUCCAUCUGCCAAAAUUGUAGUUGGAAAUACAGAAAUUGGUGUGGAAGUAAAAUUCAAACAUUUCCUAUAUCCAAUAAUUAUACAUCCAACACAAAUAAAAGAAAUGCAUGAGAUUGUAGAAUCGAAUGAUGGAUUAAUAAUUGGUGCAAGUAUAACUUUGAAUGAAUUACAAGAUACUCUUAAGCAUUAUAUCGAAAUAAAACCAGAUUUUCAAACAAGAAUUUUUACAGAGAUAGUAAAAAUGUUACAUUUUUUUGGUGGUAAACAAAUUAGAAAUGUAGCUGCUGUUGGUGGAAAUAUAAUGACUGGUAGUCCUGUAUCAGAUUUAGUUCCAAUAUUUGUAGCUGCUGGUGCAAAAUUAGUUUUGCAUAGUUUGAAAAAAGGAUCCAGAACAGUACUACUAGAUGAAAAUUUUUUUACUGGUUAUCGGUGUAAUAUCGUAGAGUCCGAAGAAGUUCUUAUUUCAAUUCUAAUUCCUUUUUCUUAUAAAAAUCAAUAUUUUAUUGCUUAUAAACAAGCAAGGAGGCGAGAUGAUGACAUAGCAAUAAUGAAUAUGGCUUUUAAUGUAUUUUUUAAAGAUCAGACUCGUAUAAUAGAAAAAGCGUAUUUGUCCUUUGGUGGAAAGGCUCCAACCACUACCAUGGCUACUCAAACAUGUCAAAAUAUGAUUAACAGAAAAUGGGAUGAAAAUAUAUUGGAGGUAGUAUAUGAUUCAUUGCUUAAAGAAGGCAAUUUAUCAGACAAUGCUCCUGGUGGAAUGGUCAUGUAUCGUCGUGCUCUUACACUAAGUUUGUUUCUCAAAGGAUAUUUACAUAUAACUAAAUGUUUAUCAAUGAAUUCGUCAAAUAUAGAACCACUGCCAAAUGAAAUAAUAAGUGCAUCAGAAUGUUUCCAUUAUAAACCACCAAAAAGUUCACAAUAUUAUCAAAUUGUACCUAAAGAACAAGCUCAUACUGAUUUAUUAGGACGACCAAUUAUUCAUACUAGUGCCUUUAAACAAGCAACUGGUGAAGCAAUUUAUUGUGAUGAUAUGCCUUCAGUUAAUGGAGAAUUAUAUUUAAGUCUUGUAGUGUCAACAAGAGCACAUGCAAAAAUUUUGAAAAUUAAUCCAUCAAAAGCUCUUGAUAUGGAAGGAGUUGAAGCAUUUUUCUCCGCAAAAGAUAUUCCUGAUGAUAGACGUUGGGUUGGACCUAUUAUAUAUGAUGACGAAGUAUUUAAAUCUGACAAGGUCACUAGUCAGGGACAAGUUAUAGGUGCAAUUGUUGCAGUUGACCAAGCUACCGCACAAAAAGCUGCAAGAAGUGUUAUUGUGGAAUAUGAAGAUAUACAACCUGUAAUUAUAUCUAUAGAGGAUGCUAUUAAACAUAAUUCAUUUUUCUCUGAUUUUUCGAAACGUAUUAUUAAAGGAGAUGCAAAAAAAGCAUUUGCAGAAACUGAUUUUAUAUUGGAAGGUGAAAUACAUACAAGUGGACAAGAACAUUUUUAUUUGGAAACAAAUGCUGUUAUUGCUAUACCAAAAGAAGAAGAUGAACUAGAAAUAUUUUGUGCAACUCAACAUCCUUCUGAAAUACAAAAGCUCGUUGCUCAUGCCUUAAAUGUACAUAUAAAUAGAAUUAAUGUCCGUGUUAAGCGAUUAGGAGGUGGUUUUGGAGGAAAAGAAUCUCGUCCAUAUAUGAUUGCUAUACCAGCUGUACUUGCUGCGCAUAGAUUACGCAAACCUGUGCGUUGCAUGCUGGAUAGAGAUGAAGAUAUGAUGAUGAUGGGCACACGACACCCAUUCCAUUUUAAAUAUAAAGUUGGAUUUAAAAAAAAUGGUUUGAUAGAUGUUGUGGAAAUACAUAUAUAUAAUAAUGCAGGAUAUUCUGUUGACCUCUCUCCAUCAAUAUUAGAACGUACAAUGUUUCAUUUUGAGAAUGCCUACAGAAUACCAGUAGCACAUGCAUACGGUUAUUUAUGUAAAACAAAUUUACCUUCUAAUACUGCUUUUCGUGGUUUCGGAGGUCCGCAAGGCAUGUUUGCUGCAGAAAACAUUAUUAGACAUAUUGCUGAAUUUUUGGAACUUGACGCUCUAAAGGUAGCAGAAUUAAAUAUGUAUAAAGAGGGAGAUCUAACUCACUAUAAUCAACAGCUUCUUCGUUGUACUUUAGAUCGUUGCUGGAAAGAAUGUUUAACUUCGGCUCAUUAUAAUGAAAGAAAAAUUGCAGUUGAAGAAUUUAAUAAACAUCAUAGAUAUAAGAAAAAAGGAUUAGCUGUUGUACCUGUGAAAUUUGGAAUUUCAUUUACUACUUUAUUUUUAAAUCAAGCCGGAGCACUUGUUCAUAUAUAUACUGAUGGUUCUGUUUUAAUUAGCCAUGGUGGAAUUGAAAUGGGACAAGGCUUACAUACGAAAAUGAUUCAAGUCGCAAGCAGAGUAUUAAAGGUAAAUCCAAAAAAGAUCCAUAUUGUUGAAACUGCUACAGAUAAAGUACCAAAUACUUCUGCCACUGCUGCAAGUUGUGGAUCUGAUUUAAAUGGCAUGGCUAUCAUGUAUGCAUGCAAUGAUAUUAUGAAACGAUUAAAACCUAUAAUUGAUAAUGAUCCAAAUGGCACUUGGGAGGAGUGGAUAAAGAAGGCAUAUUUGAGUAGAAUCAGUCUUUCGGCAACUGGAUUCUAUCAAACUCCAAAUAUUGGCUAUUCUUUCAUAACUAAUUCAGGAAAUCCCUAUAAUUACUUUACUUACGGCGUUGCUUGUACAGAAGUAGUGAUCGAUUGUCUUACAGGUGAUCACCAAGUACUGAGAACAGAUAUUGUGAUGGAUGUAGGAGAAAGUAUAAAUCCUGCUAUUGACAUAGGUCAAAUCGAAGGUGCCUUCACACAAGGUUAUGGAUUAUUUACAUUAGAAGAAUUGAUGUAUUCUCCAACUGGAUAUCUUUAUAGUAGAGGACCUGGAGCAUAUAAAAUACCAGGAUUCACUGAUAUACCACAAGAAUUUAAUGUUUCAUUAUUAAAAGGAGCUCCUAAUCCUCGAACUGUUUAUUCAUCAAAAGCUAUUGGAGAACCACCUCUGUUUUUAGCAUCAUCUGUUUUCUUUGCUAUUAAAGAAGCAAUUAAAGCUGCACGUGCAGAUAUGAAUAUCUAUGGUCAUUUUAGAUUAGAUUCUCCUGCAACUGCAGCACGUAUUCGUACAGCGUGUGUGGACAAUAUAAUAAUGAAGAUUCCAGAACCCAAUCUGAAUGUACAAUGGAAUAAAAUUCCAUAA